Messenger RNA from Cricetulus griseus (Chinese hamster), 1566 nucleotides. NCBI's taxonomy places the organism in Eukaryota, Metazoa, Chordata, Mammalia, Rodentia, Cricetidae. The record is from RefSeq and is a predicted model, not a curated record.
AUGAGCCCCCAGGAGAGUUCUGUCCACCCUUCCCAGUUUCUCCUGUUGGUGGGGAUCCCUGUGGCCAGCGCUUUCCUUCUGGUUCAAUGCCUGCUAUGGCACUGUUCUCGGUGGCUGCCAGGGACCUGCCGGAAGCCAGAUGACCAAGAGGAAUCAGUGUCACCACCCACUCCAUUACCAGAAUAUGAGCUCCCAAGGCAGUGCCCACCCCAGACACUGCUGGAGGCGGCUGCGUUCUAUCAGGAACUCCACACACCCACCCGGGGCCAGACUAUCACCCAACAGCUGAUGCAUAAGCUACUGGUAUAUUCUGCUCGCGAGGUGGAUCACCGUGGCGGAUGCCUGAUGCUGCACGACACAGGCAUUUCCCUGUUCAUUCCGCCAGGUGCUGUGGCGGUGGGUCGCCAGGAGAGGGUGUCCUUGGUUCUGGUGUGGGACCUGACAGAUGCCCCGUCGUUGUCUCACAGACAGGGGCUAGUGAGUCCUGUGGUGGCAUGUGACCCUCAUGGGGCCUCUUUCCUGAAGCCUUGUACCCUCACGUUCAAGCACUGUGCCCAGCAGCCCAGUCAGGCCUGUGCCUACAACAGCAAUACUUCCUUGCUGGAUGCCAAGGACUGGAGACCUCUGGGCCGGCCCAAGGCUUGUAUCUCCCGGGAUGAGUGUCGUAUCCUGCUCUCUCACUUCAGCCUCUACACCUGCAUUCUGGAGGCGCCCCUGGGCCAGACAGCCCGCAAGUGGCUGCAGCUGGCAGUGUUCUGCUCCCCACUGGCACCGGGGCAGACCCACCUGCAGUUGCGUGUCUACUUCCUGAACAAUACCCCCUGCGCCCUGCAGUGGGCUAUCACCAAUGAACAGCCCCAUGGUGGACCCAAAGAAAAAGGACCAAACACAAGGCCAAUGAUCUUUCCUUCCUCAGUAGUCAUCCUGAAAUGGAAGGAUGUGAGGUGGGAGGCUGGAAGUUGGGAAAAUGUGGAUGACAGUAGUAGCCAGCUGGUUCCCCAUCUUCAUAUCUGGCAUGGCAAGUGCCCCUUCCGUUCUUUCUGCUUCCGGAGAAAGGCAGCCAAUGAGAAUGAAGACUGCUCCGCAUUAACCAAUGAGAUCAUUGUCACCAUGCACACCUUCCAGGAUGGCUUGGAAAACAAGUACAUGGAGAUCCUCAGAUUCCAGGCGUCAGAGGAGGAGUCCUGGGCAGCACCACCUUUUGUCUCUCAGCCACCCCCGUGCAAUAGGCUGCCCCCAGAGCUCUUUGAGCAGCUGCAGAUGCUGUUGGAGCCCAACAGUGUCACUGGGAAUGACUGGAGAAGACUGGCCUCCCACCUGGGUCUCUGUGGCAUGAAAAUCCGGUUCUUAUCCUGCCAGCGCAGCCCAGCUGCGGCCAUCCUGGAGCUGUUUGAGGAACAGAACGGCAGCCUGCAGGAGCUUCACUACCUCAUGACAUCCAUGGAGCGGUUGGACUGCGCCUCUGCUAUCCAGAACUACCUGAACAGAACCCCCCGAGGCAGUCCUGCCAUGAUGCACGGGGGCGCCUGGGAGAACUAUAGUUUAGAGCUGGAUGAGAAACUCUAA